AUGAGUACUCGUUGUUUUGAGCCUAAUUUCAACGACGAUUUAUAUCUGAGAUCAUAUCUCAGUCUGUAUCAAGCUCUGGGGAAAUUAGGAGAAGAUUGGGCUCCAGACAUCACCCUAGAAGAGUAUAAAAGCGGCUACACUCUAUGGGGCUGGGAUUUCACUAAAGAUCAAGAAGCGCAGUCGGAUAAAUUCCACAUCAUAGAAACAGGAAAUCUGAGAGUAGAAGUGCAGUUUACCAACAAUACGGUUAACACCAUCAAUUGUGUGGUGUAUGCCGAAUUCGAUAACCUAUUAGAAAUUAACAAACAGAGAGAGGUGAGCAUUGAUUACUAA
Messenger RNA from Saccostrea cuccullata (small rock oyster), 333 nucleotides. RefSeq lists its product as uncharacterized. Bases 1 to 333 code for a protein of 110 amino acids. The record is from RefSeq and is a predicted model, not a curated record. The transcript has a single exon. Lineage: Eukaryota; Metazoa; Mollusca; Bivalvia; Ostreida; Ostreidae.